Molecule: messenger RNA, 2832 nt
Organism: Acanthaster planci (crown-of-thorns starfish)
Lineage: Eukaryota; Metazoa; Echinodermata; Asteroidea; Valvatida; Acanthasteridae
Gene: psme3
Product: proteasome activator subunit 3
Biological process (GO): positive regulation of endopeptidase activity; regulation of proteasomal protein catabolic process; regulation of G1/S transition of mitotic cell cycle
Cellular component (GO): proteasome activator complex; nucleoplasm; cytoplasm
Molecular function (GO): endopeptidase activator activity
Source: RefSeq, a predicted model, not a curated record
UUGGUCGACUCCCAGUUCAACAAACAGGGUUUUAGACUGAAACCACACAUGCUAGCAAUUUGCAAACGUGACUCUGAUUUUUGCCAGUCUUUUAUUUUAAAUUGGGAAGAAACAGUCACUCUUCCAUCGGUUAUUACCAUUACCAUCUCGUAAGACAUGUCUGAUACAGAUUUAGGAAAGGUUGAAGAUUUCAAGAAUAGACUUCUUGAGGAGGCUGAGAGUCUGGUUCACACCGUUUUCCCGCAGAAGAUUGUUGAGCUGAAUGAGCUGCACCAGUCCGAAAUGCUGUCCAGAAGUAGAAUGCCGGAGGUCCACAGCAAACUGAACAUCCCUGUACCAGAGCCACUGGUUGUCAUCAAUAGUGACAUGCCAGAGAGAAAAAAGAGGAAAGUAGAAGAAGACGGGGAACUAGACAUGAAAUCAGUACAAGGGUCCCGGGUGUUGGCGCUGCCCGACGGACUGGCGCCGUGCAACAAGCACCUGGUGGACAUCAUCAACAUCCUCAAGCCCCGGGUGUGUCUCAUGAUUGACCACAUCAACACACUGAAAAUGUGGAUCCAGCUCCUCAUCCCCCGAAUCGAAGACGGUAACAACUUUGGCGUCUCCAUCCAGGAGGACACGUUAGCAGAGCUGAGGCAAGUGGAGAGCGAGACGGGGGCCUAUCUGGACCAGAUCUCCCGGUACUUUAUCACUCGGGCGAAGCUGAUCAGUAAAGUGGCCAAGUAUCCACACGUCGAGGACUACAGGCGGAGUGUGUUUGAGAUUGAUGAAAAGGAGUUCCUCAAUCUGAGGCUUACAUGUGCCGAACUCAGGAACACAUAUCUGUCUCUCUACGAUCUCAUCAUGAAAAACAAAGAGAAGAUUAAGAAGCCACGGAACAGCAAUGCGGAAACGCUCUACUAGAAACGCUUCCCGUUGUCAUGGCAACAAGGACUGGUAAAAUCUCUGCAUUUGAAAAACAAAACAAAAAACCCCCAAAAAUGUCAGCCAUUAAGUUGGCCUGUUCCCUACAGUUUUUUUUACAUUUUAAAAUUUGGGGGUGAUGACUUGGGGUAAAUUCACACCCUUCCUGGCCCAACUUCCAAGCAGACUCAUCAAGUUCACUCCCAUGAGUGUGAGUGCUACAGUAUUGAAGUUGUAGUCAAGUACAUGAAAGUCAGAUACGAGUACACGUAUCAUAACACUCCAUGCUAAUGGUAUUGAGGAGUCAGUCUUGAAUGAAAUAAUAUUGGGCCCGGUAAAACCCUCAUUGGGCUGGUGAAAGAUAAAGAGAUUGCCAAACUGGGGUUUUUUUAAUGCAAAGUACAUGUACAUGUAUACAGGUUCUGAGCAAGUGAGUUGAAACGUAACUGUUGUAGUCAGCUGUCGUGGCCUGGUCACAAUGUCUGCACUUUUGGGGAAAGUCUGUUGUACGGUUUCCAUUGGAUAUAAUCUUGGAAUGAAUCAUGGUCGAGGCACAAACAUUUGUCAGGUUUCACCUGUACCGAAAUGGGUGAAAGGAUGUCACCACAAUUCUGUAAUCUGGAACACCAGACGGGUAGCACAGGAUUUCCAACCAGUUAUGCUCUGUAGUCUGGUUCACCUACUUGACAUUUCCUUGGUGUCUGUGAAUUGUUGGUCAGGCAGGCAUGACCAAUAAAAUACAACAUGGACGUCUGGGGGGAAGCGCAGCUAUUUUUAGAUGCAAGCCUGCAUGUCUGUUUGUUUUAAAAGUUUGCUGAUUAAAGCUUUGUAAGCAUCAGUCGAUAAACAUAAAUAUCAAGAACUUCUGAAAGCUGAAAAGAAAAGCACUUUGUAUACAUACGUGCCAGAUAUUCAUGAACAAUAAGUAAUGUUUCCCAAAAUUAAUGCAAAUGUGUUUUGAAAAAUCCAUGGAAUUUAUGACUCUCUGAAAGGUCCCGUCUUGGGUCAUUUGACACUGGCUGCUGUCAGACCCCAUGUUUCUUUUAAAUAGAAUCUUGUGGUCAGGGAACCAAACUACGAUGUAAUCACCCUGACAGGCUGGUCAUUAAUUGCUGACUAGUCUAGGGAGAUCAUCAGCUAGGAUUGAAAAUGUAAUCGGCCAUACCAGUUGUUCUGAAACAACUUGAUUCUAAGGUGGCCAAAGAAAAUGCAGAAAAUCAUUAGGAAUCAGCAGUCGAAAGUGUUAGAAUGAAAAGGGGGGCAUAUUUUUUCUUUCUUUGGGAAUCAUAAAAAAUUGUUCUUCUGUGCAAGGAAUAAGAUUUUUAUUGCUGUGCAAAUUACGUGACCUUUCAUUAAUAUUUCGAUUAAACUGAAGCCCAUCAUAACACUGAGGAGCCUAAUCCCUAUUGUUUUGUUUCCCUGGCUGAUAUAACUUUUCUUUACUUUUUUGUUUGGUGUUGUAAAGUUCCAGUUUUUGUUUUGGAAACCGUCAUUUUUGUGUUGCGUUAGUACUGUAUUUAUUGUCUUUUGUGAUUACACGUACUGUUCAGAGUACAGGAAACUUUAGGUGUGAGAUCCAACAAAGUUACGAGAUGCAAGGAGAAUUUUCAGUAAUUUUUUGCCACAGUGCAGAAAAACUGAAGUGCACAGACAAGUUGGAAGUAAGUAUAUACAUGUACAUGCAGUUGUGGCCUACGUGUAGUCUGGCUCUGAUCAUGGUGAUGAUGAAGUCAUACUGCUCCUGUGCACAGUGGGACAGGGUACUACAUGUACUUCCCUUUUAUGUGUUUCACAUGAAAUUGCCAUCAAUCAUAAACUUUUAUCUUAUGUUAAAAAUAAAACGGACAACCCUAAAAUUGUAUUUAAUGUGUGAAAGGACAAGUUAGGGUGUAUGGAUAGUCUCUAAUAAACAGUUGACAAGCUGUACUU